Ctenocephalides felis (cat flea) is the source of this 1908-nucleotide messenger RNA. RefSeq names its product protein SCAI-like. Gene Ontology annotation, biological process: DNA-templated transcription. The record is from RefSeq and is a predicted model, not a curated record. Gene Ontology annotation, molecular function: transcription corepressor activity. Gene Ontology annotation, cellular component: nucleus. The transcript is spliced from 14 exons. Bases 1 to 1908 code for a protein of 635 amino acids. NCBI's taxonomy places the organism in Eukaryota, Metazoa, Arthropoda, Insecta, Siphonaptera, Pulicidae.
AUGGUUACGAUGUCCGGACCGGAAGAUCCGGACCGCAAAGUGGUCUUGGAGUUUUGUCACCUGCUGGAGAAGUCUAAGCAACUGUUUAAUGGACUCAGAGAUCUUCCUCAGUAUGGUCACAGACAAUGGCAGGCCUACUUCGGACGAACAUUCGAUGUCUACACAAGAUUAUGGAAAUUUCAACAGCAACAUCGACCGAUUCUGGAUCGGAAGUACGGACUCAAGAGGUGGCAAAUUGGAGAGAUAGCCAGCAAGAUUGGACAACUAUAUUAUCACUACUAUUUAAGAACUAGUGAAACAAGUUACCUAAACGAAGCCUAUUCGUUCUAUGCAGCAAUAAGGGGGCGCGCCUAUUAUUCAAGGGCUCUCAAAGAAGAUAGGUCUGAUUUAAUGGUGAAGAAAUUAAGAUAUUAUGCAAGAUUCAUCAUGGUCUGUCUGUUGCUAAAGAAAAUGAAACUGGCGAGGGAACUCGUUCAGGAAUUAGACAGACAUAUAGGUGACUACAGUGCAGCCUACGCAGCUGAAGAUAGGCACGAGUGGAUGUUAGUACUGGACGAAGCAAAAUGUUUCCUGAAGGCCGAAGGCUUACUUCAGGUUGUUCAUCCUGAUACGGGGCCCGUGAUCCUAUCCCACAGAUUGGGUCCCUUAACGGCGCCUCCGCCUUUACCACAUACAGAGCGCCCUUUAAUGAACCUGACGUUACAAGAGGCGCUUCUAGUCGGAAAUAGAUGUGACCAGGUUAAAUUUUCUGAAAUAACUGCCGACAUGUACAGAAUGCUGCAAACCUUAGAGCGCGAGCCUGGAGGUUAUGCAGAAAAUGGUCACCAUUAUUCCUCGCGUUCCCGGAGGCACCAUCAUUCAGGAGGUCCCCCGUCGUACCGUUCGACGUCCCUCAUAGGCGAAAACCCACAUAAGUACUUACUCUACGCUCCGACUUUGGCACAACUACUUCUAUUCUUAGCAGCAGGCAGCAGAGAAUUGCCCCAAGGGGGCGCGCUUUUGCUAUACCUCUCCGCAGACGCCUGCUUUGGAGCAUCUAGUGGAACCAAUGGAAGAAAGGUUCAGUCCAACACGGACGAGAUUGGUUAUGAAUCUGGUGGCGUGGUGACUUCUACAAAACGUGAUACGUCCCCGCCGUCGCACCAUCAUCGAGCGCCCCCACACUGCCAUACCGAUGACGCCAUGGGGCACGGUAAAGACCCGCACUGCCUUUAUCCAGGGGACCUCUACCCUUUCACGAGGAGACCCAUGUUCCUGGUCGUCGAUUCGGACAAUUCGUUCGCGUUUCAGAACAUACCGAGAUACUUCGGCCAACCACUAGUAGCAUUAUUAUCACCUCAAGACAUUCCUCCUGCAUUUCAAGAUUUACAACGUGACGGAUCCCUCUUCACCCUGUUUCUCCAUUCGCCGCUGCUCGCACUGUGUCGCUGCUGUCACAUAGUAGACUUGAGUGCUCACACAUGGGACAGAUGUCGCUCUCAGUACGACAGGUUUGCGUCUGAGGUGACGAGACUGAUCACGAGGUCCCACAUGAAAAAAGCUUAUCUGCACUUCUUCGGAGAUGAAUAUCUAAGGACUCUGAUUUUAAGAUUUGUUUUCUGCGACAACGUCUUGAGGCUCCAUCGAGGAUUCAGGAGUCGAAGAUUUCGGCCAAAGUGUAGUCCCCCUCUGCCAAUCCCAGAUCUGCUGGAGCACCCAGCGCUGGGUCAAAUAGUAUUGCAGCUAGCCCAACAAUUGGAUGCUAGGAGUCAUUUCUCGGAAGACGAUUCCGGGGCGGCUACUGGAGCCUCUUUAUCGACACCACCUACUGGCGUCCAAACUGGCGCCACUGGUGGAGUCUCAUCUUGGGAAAGAGACACUGGUAGGAGGCAACAUGUUGCCAGAAGUGAAAUGAUGCAACAGGAAUGA